Molecule: messenger RNA, 1492 nt
Organism: Rosa chinensis
Lineage: Eukaryota; Viridiplantae; Streptophyta; Magnoliopsida; Rosales; Rosaceae
Product: protein trichome birefringence-like 34
Exons: 5
Coding region: 113-1384 (423 amino acids)
Cellular component (GO): Golgi apparatus
Molecular function (GO): O-acetyltransferase activity
Source: RefSeq, a predicted model, not a curated record
CCUAAUUCUGGAAACAAAUCAUGAAAAAUGUUUCUUACCCACCUCUUCAGAGCUUCAAUUAAAAGGGAUAUGAGAAACUAAACUAAAACACAGAGCACACAAGGCCAAAUACAUGUGCCAAAUAUCCAAAAUGAAUCAUCAAAUGCCUAAGCAUAAGCAUCAAAUAGUUCCUAAUCCCAAACCUUGGGGUUCAAUCAGAAGCAGCUUGCAUUCCCUCAUUGCAGUUCUUGUGGCAACUCUUCUCGUUGCAACUGUUUAUCUUACCCAAGAAUAUGGUGUUCAGUUUUUAGAAGAUUGUACUGCUUCUACUACAGUGAAAACUUCUGAGGAUAGCUGCAAUUUGUUUUCAGGGAAAUGGGUAUUUGAUAACCAGUCUUAUCCUUUAUACAAGGGGUUACAGUGUACUUAUAUGUCUGACCAAUUGGCCUGUGAGAAGUUUGGGAGAAAAGACUUAAGCUUCCAGAACUGGAGAUGGCAACCCCAUCAAUGUGACCUCCCUAGGUUCAAUGCCACAGCGUUGCUUGAGAGGCUAAGGAACAAGAGGCUUGUGUAUGUUGGGGAUUCCUUGAAUCGAAAUCAAUGGGUUUCCAUGGUUUGCCUGAUAGAGUCAGCUGUUCCUCCAGAGCUCAAGUCCAUGUACACCAAUGGCUCCUUGACCACCUUCAAAGCAACUGAAUACAAUGCCACAAUUGAGUUCUAUUGGGCUCCAUUGCUAGUGGAAUCGAACUCAGAUCACCCGAUGAAUCACCGGUUACCGGAACGGAUUGUUAGGGUUCAGGCAAUUGAAAAGCAUGCUAGACAUUGGACUGAUGCAGACUUUCUUGUUUUCAAUUCCUAUCUUUGGUGGAGAAGGUCCAUGAUGAGUGUCUUGUGGGGAUCUUUUGAAAGCUCUGAUGGAAUUUACAGAGAGGUUGGGAUGCCUAGAGUGUAUGAAAUGGCUCUAAAGACUUGGUCGGAUUGGUUGGAGGUCCAUGUUAAUCCAAACAAGACCAAGUUGUUCUUUGUUAGCAUGUCACCUACUCACCAAAGCGCUGAAGAAUGGGGUGUGACUACUGGCGAGAAUUGCUACGGAGAAACUGAACCGAUUAAGGAGGAGGGCUACAAGGGAAAUGCAUCGGAUCCAAAAAUGAUGCGUGUUGUUGAGAAUGUACUUGGGGAGCUGAAAACAAGAGGUUUGGAUGUGCAAAUACUCAAUAUAACGCAACUCUCAGAGUACAGAAAAGAAGGUCAUCCAUCAAUUUAUAGGAAGCAGUGGGAUGCUCUAACAGAAAAGCAAUUAGCAAAACCUAGCAGUUUUGCAGAUUGUAUACAUUGGUGCCUCCCUGGAGUGCCAGACGUUUGGAAUGAGCUCCUCUAUGCUUACAUUUUUCAAAUGACAGGAUGACAACUUCCAUUUGGAAAUGAAUUUCCAAAAAACAAGUUUGUUUGUAUUUAGUCGGAACUCGUAAGAUUAACCAGACUUUUCAAUGAAUAUAUUGAACGGUUUAGGUUU